AUGCAGAGAGCCAUUUUACUCAAGAAUAAGACUGCUCAACAGGAUAAAUACGAAAUUGAAUUUCAAUCGAACGGUUUCGAGCCUGUCUUCAUCCCAUUGAUCUCACAUACGCAUAUUCCUCAAGGAUUAUUGAAACUGCUAGAAGACGAUGCUUAUUUGAAGGAUUUACAAGAUAUCAUUGUAACAUCUCAACGAACAGUUGAAUGCCUUUAUGAAUCAGUUUUACCUCAAUUGCAUGCAUCAACAAGGCAACUUUUCCUCGAGAAGACCGUCUAUGCUGUUGGUCCUAGUACCAAAGACUUUUUAAUACGUAUCGGAUUUAAAAAUGUAAAAGGUGGUGAAGAUGCUGGUAACGGCAGCAUUUUAUCAGAUAUCAUAAUUUCAGACUAUCGUGAGCAAGGUAAGAAUUCGGAACCUUUAUUAUUGGUGGGUGAAAUUAGAAGGGACAUAAUACCCAAGAAAUUAUCAAGUAAUGGUAUUCAAGUUAAAGAAGUCAUCACUUACAAGACUGAAAAUUUACCUGAUAAUUUGACAAGAUUCCAGGCAAUGGCAAGGGAAAAUAGUUGGGUAGUUUUCUUUAGUCCUCAAGGAACUGAAGAAAUUAUAGAAUCUAUCAAAAACGGUAGUAAUCAUAGAGUCGCCAGCAUCGGUCCUACCACAGAAGAAUUUCUACAGAGAAAAGGUCUUGAACCUGACGUGGUGAGUCUGAAACCUGAUGAACGAAAUUUGGUAAAUGCAAUUCUAUCCAUUUAG
Molecule: messenger RNA, 753 nt
Organism: Zygosaccharomyces rouxii
Lineage: Eukaryota; Fungi; Ascomycota; Saccharomycetes; Saccharomycetales; Saccharomycetaceae
Gene: HEM4
Product: uroporphyrinogen-III synthase HEM4
Exons: 1
Coding region: 1-753 (250 amino acids)
Biological process (GO): uroporphyrinogen III biosynthetic process
Molecular function (GO): uroporphyrinogen-III synthase activity
Source: RefSeq, a predicted model, not a curated record